AUGGAGCCUUCUCUUCCCACCCCGUGGGUACGGAAUCCUGCCAGGAUCAGAAGACUGCUUCAGACCUCCCAAAGUUCGAUGCUUCUCAAUUCUAGCCUAGACACCAAGCCCAGAGAUGUGGCCUCUGAGUCUGUGGGUCUCUUCUUCAUGCUUUUGAUUGAUCUGACAGCCAUCGUGGGCAAUGUAGCAAUUAUGACGGUCAUUAUCAAAACCCCAGCACUGAGGAAGUUUGUCUUUGUGUUCCACCUCUGCUUGGUGGAUCUUUUGGCUGCUAUUACCCUAAUGCCUCUAGCCAUGCUGUCCAGCUCAACUUUCUUUGAGGGCACAGUCUUUGAGGAUGCCAUAUGUCAUACCUAUCUCUUCCUGAGUGUUUGCUUCAUUACCAUGUGUAUCCUUUCCAUCUCAGCUAUUAAUGUAGAGCGCUACUACUAUGUGGUGCACCCCAUGCGCUAUGAGGUCAAAAUGACUGUAAGCCUGGUGGUCUGUGUCCUGGUUGGUGUCUGGAUCAAGGCAGUAGUUAUGUCCAUCAUCCCCAUCCUGGGAUGGCUUUCCCAAGACCAUGUCAAUAGAUCCCUAGCCUACAAUGGACAGACCUGCUCCUUGCAGUGGAGCCGAAGUGCCUACUGCAAGUUUUUUGUGAUUUUCUUUGCUGUUUUCUACUUCCUCCUGCCAGUUUCCAUUAUUUUGGUGGUCUACUGUAAUAUGUUUAAAGUGGCCAGAGUAGCUGCCAUGCACCAUGGUCCACUCCCCACUUGGAUGGAUACCCCACGGCAAAGAUCAGAAUCUCUUAGUAGUAGGUCCACAAUGGUGACUAGCUCAGGAGCCCCUCGAACUACCCCUCAGAGGACGUUUGGGGGCGGGAAGGCUGUCAUCAUCCUCCUAGCAGUGGGGGGACAAUUUCUCUUCUGCUGGUUGCCCUAUUUCUCCUUCCAUCUCUACUCGGUGCUGAGCUCCCAUUUCCCUGGCCAGCAGACGGAGAACGUGGUCACUUGGAUGGGUUAUUUUUGCUUCACCUCCAACCCGUUCUUCUACGGAUGCCUCAACCGACAGAUCAGAGGAGAGCUCAGCAAGCAUCUCACCUGCUUCUUCAAGCAACCACCAGAGGAGGAUCUCAGGUUACCUAGCAGAGAAGGCUCCAUUGAGGAGAACUUUCUGCAGUUCCUCCAAGGGACAGGCUGCCACGCUGAGACCAGAAAUGCUCUUACCCAGCCCAGCCCCAAAAGGGACCAAGCUCCCAUUGAUUUCCGGAUCCCAGGACAAAUUGCAGAAGAGACCUCAGAGUUCCUGGAGCAGCACAUGAACAGCGAUAUCACUGCCUCCGAUAACUACAUCAGAGCAGCCCGUUCACCAAAGCCUGAGCUGUAG
This is a messenger RNA of Notechis scutatus (mainland tiger snake), 1365 nucleotides long. It is a transcript of the gene GPR61, whose product is annotated as G protein-coupled receptor 61. Gene Ontology annotation, molecular function: G protein-coupled receptor activity. Gene Ontology annotation, cellular component: plasma membrane; endosome; signaling receptor complex. Lineage: Eukaryota; Metazoa; Chordata; Lepidosauria; Squamata; Elapidae. Gene Ontology annotation, biological process: G protein-coupled receptor signaling pathway. The record is from RefSeq and is a predicted model, not a curated record.